AUGUUAAUUUUUGGAGUACCCCCUGUUAUUAUGUCUCGAGAAGGAGGAAAGAAGAAGCCUUUGAAGCAGCCUAAGAAGCAAGACAGAGAAGAGACGGAAGAUGACCUACUCUUCCGGGAAAGACAGAAGGAAAAGAAACUCUUAGAUGAAAAGGCUAGAGAAGAACACUUGGCUAAACUUAACGGUAAGAACAAGAAGAAAUAA
Molecule: messenger RNA, 204 nt
Organism: Nematocida homosporus
Lineage: Eukaryota; Fungi; Microsporidia
Exons: 1
Coding region: 1-204 (67 amino acids)
Source: RefSeq, a predicted model, not a curated record